Messenger RNA from Striga asiatica, 2211 nucleotides. The record is from the annotation of a GenBank genome assembly. NCBI's taxonomy places the organism in Eukaryota, Viridiplantae, Streptophyta, Magnoliopsida, Lamiales, Orobanchaceae.
AUGGCGCACGGCGGCGGCGACGGAAAUUCGGUGGGGCCGGACUUCGACCUACCCGACGAUGUUCUGGCGGUCAUACCCACGGACCCGUACGAACAACUGGAUCUGGCCCGCAAGCUAACGUCAAUGGCCAUCGCGUCGCGCGUGUCGAAGCUCGAGACGGAGACCAGGAGCCUCCGCCAGAAGCUCAGCGAGAAGGACCGCCUCGUUGAGGAGCUGGAGGACAAGGUCUCCCAGCUCGAGGGUGCGUUCCAAGACGCGGAAAUGCGAUUGAAACUCACUCGCGAAGAAAAUAUGGAGCUACUGAAGGAGAGGGAUUCUUUGGCUUCCACAGCAAAGAAGCUCAGUCGUGAUUUGGCCAAGGUCCUUAGUUUCUUUAAUGCUUCCCCUGGAGAGUAUAAAUGUAUAUUCACAUCUGGGGCAACAGCUGCUUUGAAGCUUGUGGGUGAAACAUUUCCAUGGAGCAGACAAAGUACUUUUAUGUACACUAUGGAGAAUCACAACAGUGUUCUUGGGAUCAGAGAAUAUGCUCUCGGUAAAGGAGCUGUAGCUGUUGCUGUAGACAUUGCCGAUCAAGGCCAUAAUGGGAAAUCUGACAUUAAGAUUACGCCGCAUACUGUACAGAGAAGAGGGGAAGCGGGAUGCAUAUUGAAGGAGCAAACAAGCGAUACCUACAAUUUGUUUGCAUUCCCGUCAGAAUGCAACUUUUCAGGUCUCAGAUUCAACCUAGACCUGGUAAAUGUUGUCAAGGAAGAUUCAUUUGAAAUACCAGGAACUUCUCUGCAUCAGAGGUGCAUGAUUUUGAUUGAUGCUGCGAAAGGAAGUGCAACAUCGCCACCUGAUUUAUCAAAAUAUAAGGCGGACUUCGUUGUUGUCUCAUUCUAUAAGCUAUUUGGCUACCCAACUGGGAUUGGAGCUCUUAUUGCCCGAAAUGGCACAGUGGCUGCAUCAAUUGCAGACAUUGACUUUUACAGAAGAAGAGAUGGCAUUGAGGAACAUUUUGAGGACGGGACCUUAUCCUUUGCUAGCAUUGCAUCUCUUCGCCAUGGAUUCAAGAUACUCAAUGCAUUAACAAUGUCUAGUAUCUCCAGGCAUGAAAUGUCGCUUGCCUCGUAUGUUAGAAGAGAACUCUUGUCUCUUACACAUGUAAAUGGAAAUCGUGUCUGCACAGUCUAUGGCGUAGAUGAUCCUCAGUUAUCAAGCAAUAAAAUGGGUCCGACUGUUUCAUUCAACUUGAAAAGGCUUGAUGGAUCUUGGGUCGGCCAUCGGGAGGUGGAAAAAUUGGCAUCCUUGUCCAAUAUUCAGUUACGGGCAUUUUUAUCUUCUCUUUUUCCCCCUCCUAUUCUCAUGCUUAGACAGGAUGCUUUUGUAAUCCUGGUGCGUGUGCAAAACAUCUUGGCAGGACACAUUUGUUGGGAUGAUCAAGAUAUAUUGCAUGGGAAGCCAACUGGAGCUGUUAGAGUGUCGUUUGGUUACAUGUCAACAUUUGAAGAUGCCAGGAGGUUCUUGGAAUUCAUCAGGGGUUCAUUUGUAUCGUUAGCUGCUCAAGGAAUGUGUAGAGCACCAUAUUUAGCUGAAGGCAUCGAGAGAGUAACUGCAAAAUGCUCUCUCAAAUCAAUUACUAUUUAUCCAAUAAAAUCAUGUGCAGGAUUUACCGUGGAGAGCUGGCCCUUGAGUAGCACUGGGUUGUUACAUGAUAGAGAAUGGCUUCUCAAGAGCUUCAGUGGAGAAGUUUUGACUCAGAAAAAGGUUCCAGAAUUGGGUUUUAUUACUACUCUUGUUGAUCUCAAAUCGGGACUACUCAUAGCGGAGUCACCACACUGCAAAGAGAAACUGCACGUUGAACUAAAAUCUGGUCAAUCUAUUGCUGGCAGAGAAGUUAUGGAAGUAUAUUCUCAAAGAUAUGAAGUCCAAGGCUAUAGCAAUGAGGUCGAUAUAUGGUUUAGCAAUGCUAUUGGCCGGUCAUGCAAACUCGUCAGGAGUUAUUCUCCUCACCAAAACCUUGUUUGCUUUCCAAGUAGAAACACAGAAGGAAUGUGCAGAGAUUUCAAGACGAAAUUGAAUUUUGUCAAUGAAGCUCAGUUUUUGCUAGUAACAGAGGAAAGCAUUGCAGAUCUGAACCGCAGAUUGAAAUCGAGUAUGCCUUAUAUUCCUUUCUCAUACCACCAAUAUGCAUAUUUAUAGAUUUUUACCUUAAAAAGAUACUCGUCUGAA